CACUGGGAUCAUCAAUGUCGUAUAUAUUUUCACAGCGGGAGAGAGAGAGAGAUUCAGGGUAGGUUUGCGGAGUAGUAAUGGAGGGCGGGCUACUGCAGGGACCAUACGACGCCACAGUGCAGCUGAUGCUAGCUUCAUUGGAGCGCAAUCUGCUACCGGACGCUGUAAUCCGGAGGCUCACACGGCUGCUCUUGGCCGGCCGCCUUCGCUCCGAAUACAAGCCAUCUUCUGAGCUCCAACUCUCCCACCUCCUCCAAUUCGUGCAUUCUCUAAGAGAGAUGCCCAUAGCUAUCAAGACUGAUGAGCCAAAGGCUCAACAUUAUGAACUACCAACCUCCUUCUUCGAGUUGGUCCUUGGAAAGAAUCUUAAAUAUAGUUGUUGCUACUUCUCUGACAAGUCAAAAACUCUGGAGGAUGCUGAAGAAGCAAUGCUGGAACUCUACUGUGAGAGGUCACAGUUAAAAGAUGGUCACGCUGUUCUUGAUGUUGGAUGUGGCUGGGGUUCACUCUCUUUAUACAUCGCAAAUAAGUAUAGAAACUGCAAGGUUACAGGGAUUUGUAAUUCAACAACCCAGAAAGCAUUUAUUGAGAAGCAGUGUGGGGAUCUUCAGCUGCAAAAUUUGGAGAUCAUUGUUGCAGAUAUUAGCACAUUUGAAAUGGAAACUUCCUAUGACCGAAUAUUUUCCAUCGAGAUGUUUGAGCAUAUGAAGAAUUAUAAGGAUCUUCUGAAGAAGAUAUCCAAGUGGAUGAAACAGGACAGCCUUCUCUUUGUUCACCAUUUUUGCCACAAAGCAUUUGCCUACCACUUUGAGGACAUAAAUGAAGAUGACUGGAUUACUAGAUACUUCUUUACUGGAGGAACAAUGCCUUCAGCAAAUCUGCUUCUUUAUUUUCAGGACGAUGUGUCUGUUGUUGAUCAUUGGCUUGUGAAUGGGAAUCACUAUGCACAGACAAGUGAAGAGUGGCUUAAAAGAAUGGAUAAGAACUCAACUUCCAUAAAGCCGAUAAUGGAAUCAACAUACGGCAAGGAUUCUGCUGUCAAGUGGACUGUCUACUGGAGAACAUUCUUCAUUGCUGUCGCAGAACUCUUUGGGUACAAUAAUGGAGAAGAAUGGAUGGUUGCACUUUACUUAUUCAAAAAGAAGUAAAAAACCAGAAGCCAAAGCUCCUUAGUUCUUCCAGUUGAUUUACUACUCCGAAUCACUGUUUGCCUAGUGCUCAAACUUGGCAACUGACGCCACAAAUAAAAAAUAAAAAACCACUUUUCUCGCAAUUGUUCUGAUUAUGUAUGACUUGCUUUACGCGAAAAUAAAGAGACUAGUGCAUGUUUGGAUUGCGGUCGGAAAUAUAGUUUAUAAUUUUAAA
Juglans regia (Persian walnut) is the source of this 1365-nucleotide messenger RNA. RefSeq names its product (S)-coclaurine N-methyltransferase-like. NCBI's taxonomy places the organism in Eukaryota, Viridiplantae, Streptophyta, Magnoliopsida, Fagales, Juglandaceae. The record is from RefSeq and is a predicted model, not a curated record. The transcript is spliced from 8 exons. The coding region runs from base 78 to 1148 and encodes 356 amino acids.